Molecule: messenger RNA, 1344 nt
Organism: Spinacia oleracea (spinach)
Lineage: Eukaryota; Viridiplantae; Streptophyta; Magnoliopsida; Caryophyllales; Amaranthaceae
Product: cullin-1
Exons: 9
Coding region: 214-1125 (303 amino acids)
Biological process (GO): ubiquitin-dependent protein catabolic process
Molecular function (GO): ubiquitin protein ligase binding
Source: RefSeq, a predicted model, not a curated record
CAUCUUUUUCUUUUUGUUUACAAGUUUACAACCCCACUUUUCCUCUCAAAUUCCUGUCUCUUUCUCUCUCAUCUGCCUUCACACUUUCACAGUAUUUGUCCACUCUCUUUGCCGGGGCGAAGAGGAGCACAAAAGCCACCGGAAUUCCCGUAUUUAUAAUCUCCAAAACCCGCAAUUUUGAUUGUUAUUUGGUGUACUGUGAAGUUGUCAAAAAUGUUUAAUGAAUUAAGUUUGGAAUCUGGAAUGAUGAUAUUGGAUGAGGCAUUUUCAAGAACGAGGAAGAUUAUGGAAGGAUACUCUAAUGUUAAGUUCAGUACAGAGGAGUACCAGAGAUUUUACGAAUGUGUAUACCUGCUGUGUGUCCAGAGAACUUCUUUUGAUAAUUCAAGGGUGCUCUACGAACGAUAUAAGAAUGGUUUAGAAGAGUGCAUCAACUCAUUGGUCCUUCCAGCACUGGAGAAUAAAAAUGAUGAGACUCUCUUGACUGAGCUUGUGAUGAAAUGGUCUAGUUAUCAAUUGAUGGCCAGGUGGCUAUCUAGAUUCUUUUGUUACCUUGACCGUUUCUAUACCCCCCGUGUUGGAGUUUGUAGCCUUUUGGAGCUAGCUAUGAGAUGCUUUCAUAACCUGAUAUUUCAGGUGAAUGCAAGGUUUGAUACUAAACUAGUUACUGCUGCAAUAACAUUGAUUCACCAGGAUCGCAACGGGGUGAGGAUUGAUAGGAACACUCUCAAGAAUGUUGUGGAGUACUUUGACAUUGUAAGAACAGUAGGAGGAACCUGCUAUGAUGAUUUUGAAAAGGCCCUUCUUGAAACCUCUGCUGCUCACUAUUCUCAAAUUGCUUCACACGGGCUUCUGCAUGAUUCAUAUGCUGAUUAUACGUAUAAGGUGCAAUGGUGCCUAAAUCAAGAAAGUGAAAGAGCUACGCAAUUUCUCAAUCCGUCUCUAAGAGAGAAGCUUCUGCAGGUGGUAAAUUCUUGUUUAGUUGAUCUUACAAAGUUAGCUGAGAAGCAACAAGCUGAAAACUAUGGCAAGUCAACAGAUUAUCAGGAUCUGCUGUCUAAAUGUGCUGAUCUUAAUAUUCGGGAUCCUGGUUCAGAUUCAAACUGGAAUAUGGUGCAGCAGUGAAAUCAAGCCAUGAGUAUAAUGCAGUGAUAUCACCAUUUUUGUGACCUUUGUUCUUCUUAAGUAAUUAUAUUUGAGGGUAGAAAUACAGAGUAGAAUUAUGGUUCAGAUGCUAGAUAGGUACUGUACUUGCAGGACUGGUUAAAAUCCUGUCAACUGCGGUAAUGCUUGUAUGUAUAUAAAGCGUUUCAACUUUUAUAUAUUUUCGAAUUAUUUUCUUAA